AUGAAAUACACGAUCAUUACAAGCGCUUUGCUUGCUAGUGUUUCAGCACACACGAUAUUUACCCAGCUCCACGUCAAUGGAGUAGGCCAAGGGCACACCAAAGGUGUCCGAGUACCCACCUACGAUGGACCCAUAACUGACGUUACCUCGAAUGAUGUGAUAUGCAACGGAGGCCCCAACCCGCUGAACCAGCCGCUACCCAAAGACAUCAUCAACGCCAAGGCCGGCGACCAGCUCUCCACAGAAUGGCACCACACGCUCGACUCGACUCCCGAGACCGACAAGUCUGACCCCAUUGAUCCAGGUCACCUAGGGCCGAUCAUGAUCUACCUUGCCAAAGUGGACAGCGCCUUGACAACCACCGUGACAGGGCUCAAGUGGUUCAAAAUCUACGAAGACGGCCUCGACUCGAAUGGCACCUGGGCAGUGACCCGCCUCUACAACAACAAAGGCAAAGUCUCUUUCACACUACCCAAGUGCAUCCAAAAUGGACAGUAUCUUCUCCGCGCAGAGCUCAUUGCGCUCCACGCCGCCUCCAGCUACCCUGGCGCACAGCUGUACAUGGAGUGCGCACAGAUCAACGUCACUGGCGGAGGGAGUGCUACCCCGACGACAGUAAGCUUUCCGGGCGCGUACAAGGGGACAGAUCCGGGAAUCAAGUUUCAGCUGUACUGGCCAGUGCCAACGAGCUAUACGAUCCCGGGGCCGAGGCCGUUCACCUGCUGA
Molecule: messenger RNA, 726 nt
Organism: Ascochyta rabiei
Lineage: Eukaryota; Fungi; Ascomycota; Dothideomycetes; Pleosporales; Didymellaceae
Product: Stearoyl-CoA 9-desaturase
Exons: 3
Coding region: 1-726 (241 amino acids)
Source: RefSeq, a predicted model, not a curated record